Molecule: messenger RNA, 3679 nt
Organism: Stegostoma tigrinum
Lineage: Eukaryota; Metazoa; Chordata; Chondrichthyes; Orectolobiformes; Stegostomatidae
Product: epithelial cell-transforming sequence 2 oncogene-like
Exons: 24
Coding region: 186-3254 (1022 amino acids)
Molecular function (GO): protein binding; guanyl-nucleotide exchange factor activity
Source: RefSeq, a predicted model, not a curated record
CUCACCUGCAGAGGAGCAGCUGCUGAACGGUUUGUGUCAUGAGUGAGUGAACUUCAAUCAAAAACAAGCAGAAGGUGAAGGUGACAGAGAGAAGAUUUGCUGCUUAAUUUGUGGAUAUCCAUCCCUGGGCUGCUAAGUGUUGGUGCAGGUUUGAUGCUUCAGAGGGUGCUCAUGCCAUAGCAGCUAUGCUGACCAGCUUGAGAACCAUGCCACACGGCAGCCAAUGGCUGGAGAUUCAAGAUUUGGGUCAACCCCUUGGGCGAUCUGAGGUUUUCGUCAGAGGCUCCAAUUCAAAGCCAGAUACCGUUAUCCAGACAACCAGGUUCAGCACAUGGACACCAGUGAUACAUAAGGCAGCUAAUCAGCAGCUCUUUGAUGAGAGAGUGACUCUGGUAAGUCAUUGGUUUGACCUGUGGACUGACAAACAGAGGAAGCACUUUAUACAGAGUCUCCUAACGCGCUGCAGUAAAUCGCAACUCAGAUUCAUUCAGAAGUGGUUUGCAGAGACUGUGCCAGGGACCAGCCUCAAUUUCACCACCAUUCUGCCACGGUUCCUGUCGCUUUACAUCUUCUCAUUCCUGAAUCCUAGAGAUCUGUGCUCCAUCUCCCGGGUCAACUGGUACUGGAGGUUUCUGGCAGAGCAGGAUUGUCUAUGGAUGCCCAAAUGUGUGAAACAAGGCUGGUUCCUGCCGUACACACCCCCUGAUCAUGAAUACGGGGCAUGGAAACGCCAUUAUGUGGUGUGUGUUCGCAGCCUGGACUACCUCACCCCAACAGAGACAGCCAAGAUGUAUGGGAUCCUGGAAGAACCCAAGAAGAAGUUGGAGAGCAGCGAGGAUGAGUGGAAUGAAAAGUUCCUGAGGAGGUUAAUUCGGGACAGACUGGCUGGUAGGAAGAAGGAAUUACUGAGGUCCCGACCCCCUUGGUUGUGUGGGAAAUGGAAUUCUCAUCAUCGCGAUAGAAGAUCCCAGACAGAGCUGGUGCAUCCUCACCUCAGUGCCGCAUUAUUGCAGCUAAUGGUAACACCCAGGAGCUUUAAAGAUGGAGUACACAGUUCCUACAGGGAUAAAACCCUCCAGAUGAAUGUGAGCCUUUCCCAACUCCUGAGGGAUGAGAUCAGAUCACCAGGUUUGUGGAGUGCGACGCUGGAGAAGGGGCAGGUGCUGGGAUCACUCCGAAUGUUGUGUAACAGGAAAAGCCUGGCUGGAGGAGGGAGCUACCCUGUGCUGCCUCACACCGAAACUGCACAACCAGCAAGUAACAGCUCUGACCAACUGCGGGUCAUCCUCAUAUCAUCCAGGAUUCCAGCCUGGGAGAUGGUUGUGGACUGUGUGAAGAUUGGCGUGGUGCCCAUGAUAUAUGAGCACUUUGGGACGACACUGGACAGCCUCAUGUACCGUUUGGAAAAGAUGCUGAGGGGCCGAAGAGCCAGGAGCAUUGGGAUCGUUGCUGAGGGGGACUCGACUGAGAUCGACUUGGUACGAGGUUGCAAAAUCAGUUCAAAAAAUCUUCCAAAAGCCGAGGUGAGGGGAUUCUGGGAGAAUCUGAGUGGCUGCGUAUUGCCACAGGAAGAGGGAGGCCGUAUCGACAUCUUUGUGCCAUUGGCUGCCUCAGAGUCAGGAUUGGAGCUCCUUUGCCAGCUGUCAACACUGACUGCUGUGUGUCACAGCUCACCAACUGGGAUAGCAACAGGAUCAUACCAGCACAUUUUCAGUGAGUGGCUGGGGAAUGAUGGGGAUCCGGCUCCCCCAGCCAUGUACUUCAAUGAGGGGAAGCUGCAGGAAUGGAGCAGGAUGGCACAAGUGCAGGAAGAGAUCCUGAGGACAGUCCGCAAGCAAAUGAGGCCGCAUUUCAGACAACAGCAGCGAGACGCCUGUGCAAGGAUGAUUGGGCAGCUCAUGUUUGACUCAAUGAGUACAACUCAGAUGCUUCAGAACCAGGAAAUAGUUCAAAUCUUAACUGAAGGACUGAUCACAAUGAUGAAGGAAAAGCAGGAGAACCCCCUGGGAUUUCUUGCUGACUUUCUUCACAGCCAAUCGGGGAGAAGCAAAUUGUUUAAAGUUGGGGAAACAUUCUUGACACAAGGUGGAAGAGGGAUUGAAAUGGUGAAGGAAGAGGAAGUGGGUGCAGCUGGCAGCCAGGGUCCUCCGGCUCAGCCAGUUCGGGACUUUGAGAAGACUGUCCAGGAGCUUAUUUUCAUGAACAGAAGUCCGCCUGGUGAGUUUGUGGAGAAACGGACCCAGUUUGCCAGGGAGACCUUGUCAAGUGAGCAAAGCUACGUGCAGACCCUGGAAAUUGUGAAGGACAUUUACUGGGUUCGGCUGAGAGCAGCACUGGCUUCCAACCAUGCAAUCCUGAGCGUGGCCAAUAUCCACAUCAUCUUUUCUGACAUCCUAUCGAUCUUGGAACUCAACAGAGGUUUACUGGGGGACUUGAGAAAGCGCCUCAGUGAGUGGGGUCCAUCACAGUGUCUCGGAGACGUCUUUGUGAAGUUCAGCACCAGAUUGACAAACUAUACCAACUUCUUCAACAACUACAGUGCCAUCCUGAAGACUAUUGAUAAGUGUCGAAACACUAGCACAAGUUUCCGUGCUUUCCUAACCAGGCAUGACCGAUCAGCGAUGACUAAAAUGCUGAGUCUUCAGGAAAUGCUGCUGAGUCCCAGCUGCCGCUUCGAGGAGUACGUGACGCUGCUGAGCGCACUGAGGCUGCACACUCCCAUCCAACACGUGGAUCGCCAUGACCUCUCUGCAGCCAUCGCCAACCUCAAGCGCUUUCGGGAUUACAUCCAGCAGCUGAAAGUGCGGAGUCAGAGAGAUCAAGAGAUAAUGGAAGCCCAGAGAAGCAUUGCUGGCUGUCCUAACUUGUUGGAGGAAAAUAGGUACCUGAUUCAGGUUCAGGAAGUGGCUCAGAUGAGUUGUCUUGAUGGAAAGAUCUGCCCUUCUUUCAGGGUUUAUGAGCACAUCAACAAUAUGAAUCUCUUCCUCUGUAACGAUGCCCUUGUUUUCACCUCAAGAACUGUCUCUCACCUGCCCUUUGAACGAACUCCAAAGACGUCUCUCCAAUUCCUGGCAGCUGUGGCCCUCUGCAGUCUGCUCAUUGAAGACAUCCCAGACUCCAAAUAUAUCCAAAAUGCAUUUGUUCUGAAAGGACCAAAACGCCAAUGGAUUUGUGCUACAGAGACAGAGGAAGACAAAAUGAUCUGGGUCUCCUUGCUAGCAAAUGCCACUCAUGCUGCCAUCAAAGAUACUUGACGUCAGAUGAACUAUCAGUUGCUGAAACCUUUCAGCAGGGUUAAGAGUGCACUAGCCAAACAUGUCAAAUCAUACUUAGAAUGCAGUAAUUUCUCCGGCUUCACGUUUCAAUCAUGUGGGCUGCGCAUUUUAUUAACUUUAAAUGAAAUGAGAAUGCUUUCUGAAGAGUGAGAGAUGUGUUUCUGAAGCUUCUUUCAACAGGACAAAUGCAAGAAUGCCAAAUUUCAAAUGAUCAUAGCAAUUUUUAAUAGAGGGUAAGAGUGCUGAUUCAUUGGCUCAUAUGGAAAAAGCAACAAGGAACUAAAGGCUGAAGAUCCUGGAUAAUUUGAAAAAGGCACUGGGCUUGGAUGCAUUCCUUUUGUUUGCAGAGAAUAGGUCAUUGUGCGUGAAUGUAUCAUUUCUAGCUAACGUAUCUGAGUCACAUU